Messenger RNA from Pyrus x bretschneideri (Chinese white pear), 1724 nucleotides. RefSeq names its product casparian strip membrane protein 1-like. Lineage: Eukaryota; Viridiplantae; Streptophyta; Magnoliopsida; Rosales; Rosaceae. Bases 998 to 1564 code for a protein of 188 amino acids. The transcript has 4 exons. The record is from RefSeq and is a predicted model, not a curated record.
AAGAGACACCCAUCAUGUGCAAAACAUCUUUUUCCGAUGAUCGACAGGCAUUGCUUCCCAUAAUCUUUAUGGGCUUAAUUAUCCAGACAUGAUUUUUGGCAAGUGAUGAUAAGAUUCUGUUUCCAAGAAAAAGCUUUGCUUAUAAGUAAGAGUAUGGAGCAAAGAAUACCAAUCUCAUGACUGUCGACCAUAGCAGUUUAGAAUAUCGAAUUGUCUAAAGAAAACCGUAACUACGUCUUUGCAUAAUUUGGCUCGACAUCAACAGAUAUACAUUUCCCUUUCUUUCCUUCUUCCAACCAUUCACACAGACAACUGCAAGUUAUGAAUAUUCAUCUGAAGUCUUGCAUGCAAACAUGAGAUAAUAAUGUGUGCUGCAGCCAAGGAUGACUUGCCGGAAGCAACCAACUUCUCUUCUUCUUCUGUUAUUUACAGGUACAUAAUAUGUUCAUCAAAUAAAAUUGGCCCUUCGGGGUAUAACGUACGAUAAAGAAAAUUAGUUCAGAUCAUAGGUUACGAUUUGUUUAGCUACGAACACCAGCGUUACAUCGUGGAUUAGUGGCAUUUAGGAAGAAGUAGGUGUGUUUUGACAGGAGAUUACCGGCAAGUUGUCCCUGGCUACAUGUCUGUCUCAUGUUUACAUGUUAGAUCUCCAUGAUGAUAUACAAAAAUGGCGAGGGGAGAGGCCAAGAUUCAACAUGCCAUGACAGUAAAAUUUCCAGAUGACUUCAUAAUCUUCAUUGGCCAUUUUUCUAUUACCUGGACGCGUCACCAGAAUUUCUAGGGUUGGAAACAUCCUCAUGGUUCAGAAUUAUAUAUGCACAGCAAGUGCUGCGGGUAAAGAUAGAAUAAUAUAUAUUGCAGCCUAUCAGAGGUUUACACAUAGGAUUGAACUCCAACAUGCACAUUAGUACAAAAGCUUGCCUUCCCCUGUCACUCCAGAUCGGAACCAACCACUGUAGAGCUCAGCUUCAAAGAAAAGAACUGAGGAGAAAAAAAAAUGAAGGCGGGAGGAGGACCAGUUGUUGAGGCUACGGAAGCAUCGAAACCGAUCCCAAAAAUCAAGGUGAGGAAAUUGCUCUCUGUCCUAGACUUUACUCUUCGAGUCGUUGCAGUCCUCGGAACAUUAGCCAGUGCCAUAGCUAUGGGAACUAGCAGGGAAACACUUCCCUUCACUGCGCGGUCAGUUCGCUUCAGGGCUCGGUACAAGGAUCUUCCCACGUUAACGUUCUUUGUGAUUACCAAUUCUAUCGUAUGCGUCUACCUUGUGCUUUCCCUUCCUGUAUCUAUUGUCCAUAUCAUCUGGACUGCAGCAGUAAACAGUAGGAUCAUCUUGAUCAUCUCCGACAUGGUGAUGAUGGGACUUGUAACUGCCGGAGCUUCAGCUGCUACAGCCAUAGUGUACCUGGCGCACUACGGGAACCCCUCCACCAGCUGGUUCGCUUUCUGUCAGCAGUUCAACAGCUUCUGUGAACGCAUUUCCGGGUCUCUCAUUGGCUCCUUCGUCGCCAUAACUGUACUUGUAUUGCUAAUCAUCAUGUCAUCCGCGGCAAUUUCUCGACGUUGAUGUGCUGUAAGCAACUGUUGGCGAUGAAUGCCAUCUAUUUGUGUGAAUACAAAUAUGAAUUUGCAAGUGUGUGAUAGGAAGAUUUGCUCUAGUAAUUAUCACAUAUAUCUUGUGUAAAUUUAAUUAAACUUUAAACCAUAUUUACGAUAUCUAAUUACAA